This is a messenger RNA of Striga hermonthica, 1776 nucleotides long. Lineage: Eukaryota; Viridiplantae; Streptophyta; Magnoliopsida; Lamiales; Orobanchaceae. The record is from the annotation of a GenBank genome assembly.
AUGCUCGGUGUCUCGGGGCUCAUGGGUGGUAGCUCGGGCGAUGGGGCCGCCGACGGCGGCGGCGCCAGCGGCGGCAGCAGCGAGGCUGGGGCGGCGUCCAGCUCGGUUCCCGGUGGGGGAUUGGAGGAGAGCGGAGGCGGAGGCGGAGGCGGUGGAGGAGGUAACCGGUGGCCGAGGCAGGAGACGGUGGCGCUGCUCAAAAUCCGGUCGGAUAUGGACGUCACUUUUAGGGACUCCAGCCUUAAAGGCCCAUUAUGGGAAGAAAUUUCCAGAAAAAUGGCGGAGCUUGGGUACCAAAGGAGCGCCAAGAAGUGCAAGGAGAAAUUCGAGAACGUCUUCAAAUACCACAAGCGCACCAAGGACGGCCGCGCCUCCAAAUCCGACGGCAAAACCUACCGUUUUUUCGACCAGCUGGAGGCCCUCGAAAACAUCACCGCUCCCCUACCCAACUUCCACCCUCCUCCCCCUCCUCGCCCCUCCGCCCCAUCUCCUCCUCCGCUGCCCCUCCAAACGGCCAUCCCAUCGUCUGCCCCCAGCCCCAACCCGGUCAGCAUUGCACCUCCCGCUGCCCACAUCACCACCAACCCCAUCUUCCCGCCUGCGCCGGAUCCUCCUCCUCCUCCUCCUCCGCCUCAACCCCACACAUUCCAACCGGCACCGAUGAACUCGACCUCGACCUCGUCCACGUCGUCUGACGAGGACAUCCGGCGUAGUGGCCGGAAGCGCAAGUGGAAGGACUUCUUCGAGCGGAUGAUGAGGGACGUCAUCCGCCGCCAAGAGGAGCUCCAAACCAAGUUCCUCGACGCCCUCGAGCGCCGCGAACGCGACCGCGCUGCCCGCGAGGACGCCUGGCGGGCCCACGAGUCUGCCCGCCUCGCCCGCGACCACGACCUCCUCGUUCAGGAGCGCUCGGCCGCCGCAGCCCGAGAUGCCGCCCUCAUUGCCUUCCUCCACAAGUUCACCGAUGCCAACAACCCACCGCCACCGUCGCCACAAAAUCCUCAACCACCACCACAAAAUCCUCAACCACCAUCACCACCACCGCCGCCUCAGCCACCAGCACCUCAAAAUCCUCAACCACCGCCGCCGCCACAGCCACAGCCACAGCCACAGCAACAUGUACAACCACCACCACUCCUAUUAACUAAACCGACGCCGGCGCCACCAACACCGGCACCGGUAGCAACACCAACAAAAAUUCCAUCGGAAAACAGCGGCGGAGGAGAAAGCUCGAUGGCGGCGAGCUCGUCGAGGUGGCCCAAAGCGGAGGUGCAGGCGUUGAUAAACCUGAGGACGAGCCUCGACCUCAAGUAUCAGGAGAAUGGGCCGAAAGGCCCGUUAUGGGAGGAGAUAUCGGCGGCCAUGGCGAAGCUGGGGUACAGCCGGAGCUCGAAAAGGUGCAAGGAGAAAUGGGAGAACAUCAACAAGUAUUUCAAGAAGGUGAAGGAGAGCAACAAGAAGCGGCCGGAGGACUCGAAGACCUGCCCGUAUUUCCACCAACUGGACGCGCUGUACAAGGAGAAGGCAAGGAACGACCCUGUCCCGUUCGGGUACUCGGCGGGGAAUCAGGAGAGCCCGAUGGCACCCAUCAUGGCCCGGCCCGAACAGCAGUGGCCACUGCCCUCUGGCGACCCACAUCAGUCGGCAUUGGCCGGCAACAACAAUAUCCAUGAGGAAGAGGAAGAUGACGACGAGGAGGAGGAUGAGGACGAGGGCGGUGGCUUCGAGAUGGUGGCGAACAAGCCUGCCACGGCGGAGAGAGGCGGAGGAACCUAG